AUGAAGAGGACCAAGAAUGAACAAACCCCCUCGGACGAAGAUAAGUACGAAAAAUACUCCCUAUACAAGAGUGACAAGGCCACUCCCGGGACACACAUACCUCCUCCCUCCUCAGCCAUCACGAACCAAGUAGAGUCCGUCUAUUUUGUGAACUACAGAGCUGUUGUUGUGAAGACGAAGCGGUAUUAUGUCACUCAGAAUUCGUAUAUGCUCUUCGGAGAUGUCUUCAAAAUAUAUAACUUAAAAGGAGAAAUAAAAAAAAUACAUGCAUUUUUUCCAGGGGAUGAGAAUAAUCUGUCUGAUACCCUCAUUAUGUUGAAGACGACGGUAAUCGCUGUGACGACAUCCAAGACGGAAGCGUUACGUGUAGCCGACGGAAUUGAGAUGACAUGCAAAAUUUGCCGCAAGAAGAGGAAGGCCACCAAGUUCUCCAUAGAGGGUUUCCUCAGGAAGGUCAGGUGUGACACAUGCAGAGUCAAACCGAAGAAUCUAAUAAACAAAAUGAGACGGGUGAAUAAUGCAAAGGGGGAACAACAAACAUUCCCUGCCGUGUCUUCUAACAGCACUAACGAUUCCUCUUGCACAACCUCCGCUGCGACUGGAAUGACCACUAGUACUAAUAACCCCUCUCGCGCCGGGAGGAAGAGUGCCCCUCUUUGCAACGACCUCUCCAAUUCGAGUAAGGUCCGUUGUUUCAGCAGCGGAGCAGCAGGAGGGGAUGAACCUUCAAGUGGUGCGACAGGGGGGGCAGCAGCGGGUGCAGCUAACGGUGCAUCCAGUGGAGGUUCUAGCGGAGCUCCGAAUGGGCCAUCAGUGGCAACUCCAAAUGGCCCAUCCACCCUUGGAGGCAGCAACGAAAUAGGAAGCAACAGUGUAGGAAAUAGCAGCGUAGGGAAUAGCGGCGUAACAAACAGACGCGUGGGAAACAUCCGCGUAGGGAACGACGGAGCCGGCGAAAGCUCUCGCAUGCACAGUGGUGAGGCGAACCCCAGCGGUAAACCCAGCAGUGGCGGUACCCCCCAGAACGGAGGCCUCACCGCAAGCGCCGCCUCGGGCCAGCAGCAACAGCAGCAGCGCCACCAGCAGCGCAUAUGUUCUUACGACUCGAAGAAUGCCAGUAACGGAAUCGGCGCCCACUCCUUCCUCAAGAGCAGCUGUUACAUGGCUGCCAGCGAAGCGUGCCCAGCUAGCCGAAGCAACCACAAUGAACAUGAUGCGAAGAAUCCAGACGAAAUUAUUUCCAUGAUAAUAGAGCUAAUCAAGUACAUCUCGUGGAUGCAGAAGGCCCUAAUCAGAGCGUCCAGAGGAAACUACGUCAUAGAUCACACCGAAAUUAACAUCGAAAAAAUUUCCAAAGUAGUUCAUUCAGCUCAGGUGUUAUGUAAUAAACUGUUAAGACAAAAGUCUCUGAUAGAUCAAACAGGAUCAAACACUCGAAAUGCUAGCGACUUCAUUCCUAUGUAUAACACCAGCGCGAAUAAUUUGAGAAUAAAAUAUACUAAUCUGUAUGAGAACAAAAUGAACGCUAUGCAUAGCAGACCGAUGGAAACCAAUCUGACCAACUCUAAUUCAGUCAGUCUUUUUAGCAACAUUAUCAAUCAGAACACAUUGAGCCUUCCUAACAGCGGUACUGCUCAGAGGAACGUCUCUGCCACGCCCUCCUGUAGUAGCGCUGGCAGCGGUGGCGGUGUUGGCAGUGACAGUGUCGGUUGUGGCGGUCCAAAUGACAGCGCGUCGAACAGCACCAUCGGAGAGGCCACAUCCAACGAAAGCGGACAAAACGGAACAAGCCCCACCAGCCUAUCCAAUUUAACGAGUGUCACGAAUUUGACAAGCGUCACUAAUUUAACCAACGCGCCAGGCAACGGAAACAACAGCAGCGUCACCAUGAAGACGGAUUCCCCACUCAAUAGCUUCAGCAACAUGAGCACUGGGAAUAUUUUACCGUACUAUUCGAAUGCCUGCCAAAUUACCUGCGUCCCACCCUCACCAUGCUCCACCCGAAAUGAUAACCGAAUGAGCCAUUUUAUAAAAGAGGAAAAUAAUUACCUGUACAGGAGUAAUCAAAGUGAAGAUUUCUCAAACAGCAUACAAAGUAACAACAAAAAUGGCUACUACAGUGACAAACAAGACAUUGUCUUCUCAGCACUCUCUAAGCAGUACAACUCAAACGUCAACAUAUCCUUUAACAAUAUAAACAAUUCCGUGUCGAAUUUUUACAGGGCCGUUUCGAAAAACUACAACAUUAGGGAUACCAUUUUGAAUUUGGACAAGUAG
This is a messenger RNA of Plasmodium inui San Antonio 1, 2277 nucleotides long. RefSeq lists its product as hypothetical. The transcript has a single exon. Bases 1 to 2277 code for a protein of 758 amino acids. Lineage: Eukaryota; Apicomplexa; Aconoidasida; Haemosporida; Plasmodiidae. The record is from RefSeq and is a predicted model, not a curated record.